AGCGAGAGCGCGAAGGAAAUCUGGCCCCUGACGCGUGCGCGCUGCCGUGAAAGAAAAGCACAAGAAGUAAAGAAACUUUCACAGUGGUUGUUGAUUUGACUGUUACGCGGAUCCCCUCCGAAUCGGAAAAAAGCAGGUUGAAAGUCAUGAUGCUAAUGGAACCCAAAGAAUAAAAUAUUUAACAUCAAGCUGCCGAAACGUAGAAGCUGAUUCUGUCACAAUGUCAGAUGCCUUUGGAAAAUUCUACAUUCCUCUUAGAUGAAUCUUUAGAACUUGGUGAGUUUCACUAGAUACCUUCAGUCUUCAUUUUGAGCUCAGAGUCCAUCAAUCCUGAGUGUCAUUUUGAUGAAAUUUUAUGAAGUCAACGCUUGUUUAACCAAUAUCAAGAUCAAGAUAUAGAACAUUUUCAUGAACCCAGGAGCCUCCUUCAUGCCCCCUAACAGUCAUCACAUACUCCGGAGAAUUCUGAGACUGAUGGUCAGCCAUAUAGAAGAAUACAUUGAACCUGUAGUUUUCUGAAGAAACAGUUCAAAAGAACCAAAAAAUACAAAAGGAGAAGUACAAAUGUCUACCACAAGACGAAAACGUAGUAUGUUAUGUUGUUUACCGUAAGCUGUAGUAAAAUGAGCUCGAUGAUUGACAGAGAUGAUGGUAGUAUUUUUGAUGGGUUGGUGGAAGAAGAUGACAAGGACAAAGCAAAAAGAGUAUCUAGAAACAAAUCUGAAAAGAAACGUAGAGAUCAAUUUAAUGUUCUCAUUAAAGAACUGGGAUCCAUGCUUCCUGGUAAUGCUAGAAAGAUGGACAAAUCUACUGUUCUACAGAAGAGCAUCGAUUUUUUACGAAAACAUAAAGAAAUUACUGCACAGUCAGAUGCUAGUGAAAUUCGACAAGACUGGAAACCUACAUUCCUUAGUAAUGAAGAGUUUACACAAUUAAUGUUAGAGGCUCUUGAUGGUUUUUUUUUAGCAAUCAUGACAGAUGGAAGCAUAAUAUAUGUGUCUGAGAGUGUAACUUCAUUACUUGAACAUUUACCAUCUGAUCUUGUGGAUCAAAGUAUAUUUAAUUUUAUCCCAGAGGGGGAACAUUCAGAGGUUUAUAAAAUACUCUCUACCCAUCUGCUGGAAAGUGAUUCAUUAACCCCCGAAUAUUUAAAAUCAAAAAAUCAGUUAGAAUUCUGUUGUCAUAUGCUUCGAGGAACAAUAGACCCAAAGGAGCCGUCCACCUAUGAAUAUGUGAAAUUUAUAGGAAAUUUCAAAUCUUUAAACAGUGUAUCCACUUCAGCACACAAUGGUUUUGAAGGAACUAUACAACGCACACACAGGCCUUCUUAUGAAGAUAGAGUUUGUUUUGUAGCUACUGUCAGAUUAGCUACACCUCAGUUCAUCAAGGAAAUGUGCACUGUUGAAGAACCUAAUGAAGAGUUUACAUCUAGACAUAGUUUAGAAUGGAAGUUCCUAUUUCUAGAUCACAGGGCACCACCCAUAAUAGGAUAUUUGCCAUUUGAAGUUCUGGGAACGUCAGGCUAUGAUUACUAUCAUGUGGAUGACCUAGAAAAUUUGGCAAAAUGUCAUGAGCACUUAAUGCAAUACGGGAAAGGCAAAUCAUGUUAUUAUAGGUUCCUGACCAAAGGACAACAGUGGAUUUGGCUUCAGACUCAUUAUUAUAUCACUUAUCAUCAGUGGAAUUCAAGGCCAGAGUUUAUUGUUUGUACUCACACCGUAGUAAGUUAUGCAGAAGUUAGGGCUGAAAGACGACGAGAACUUGGCAUUGAAGAGUCUCUUCCUGAGACAGCUGCUGACAAAGGCCAAGAUUCUGGGUCUGAUAAUCGUAUAAACACAGUCAGUCUCAAGGAGGCAUUGGAAAGAUUUGAUCACAGCCCAACCCCUUCUGCUUCCUCCCGGAGUUCAAGAAAAUCAUCUCACACAGCAGUCUCGGACCCUUCCUCAACACCAACAAAGAUCCCAACGGAUACUAGCACUCCUCCCAGACAGCAUUUACCAGCUCAUGAAAAGAUGGCACAAAGGAGGUCAUCAUUUAGUAGUCAGUCCAUAAAUUCCCAGUCUGUUGGUCAGUCAUUGACACAGCCAGUGAUGUCUCAAGCUGCAAAUUUACCAAUUCCACAAGGCAUGUCCCAGUUUCAGUUUUCAGCUCAAUUGGGAGCCAUGCAGCAUCUGAAAGACCAACUGGAGCAACGGACACGGAUGAUAGAGGCAAAUAUUCAUCGGCAACAAGAAGAACUAAGAAAAAUUCAAGAACAACUUCAAAUGGUCCAUGGUCAAGGUCUGCAGAUGUUUUUACAACAGUCAACCCCUGGAUUGAAUUUUGGUUCUGUUCAACUUUCUUCUGGAAAUUCAUCUAACAUCCAGCAACUCGCGCCUAUAAGUAUGCAAGGCCAGGUUGUUCAAACUAACCAAAUUCAAAGUGGAAUGAAUACUGGACACAUUGGCACAACUCAGCAUGUGAUACAACAGCAGACUUUACAAAGUACAUCAAGUCAGCAGAGUCAACAGAAUGUACUGAGUGGGCACAAUCAACAAACAUCUCUUCCCAGUCAGACACAGAGCACUCUUACAGCCCCACUGUAUAACACUAUGGUGAUUUCUCAGCCGGCAGCUGGAAGCAUGGUCCAGAUUCCAUCUAGUGUGCCACCAAACAGUACCCAGAGUGCAGCAGUAACUACAUUCACUCAGGACAGACAGAUAAGAUUUUCUCAAGGUCAGCAACUUGUGACCAAAUUAGUAACUGCUCCUGUGGCUUGUGGGGCAGUCAUGGUACCUAGUGCUAUGCUUAUGGGUCAGGUGGUGACCGCCUACCCUACCUUUGCUACACAACAGCAGUCACAGACAUUGUCAGUCACACAGCAGCAGCAGCAGCAGCAGAGUGGCCAGGAACAGCAGCUUGCUUCAGUUCAGCAACCGUCUCAGGCUCAGCUGACCCAACCACCACAGCAGUUUUUACAGACUUCUAGGUUGCUCCAUGGGAAUCCUUCAACUCAGCUUAUCCUCUCUGCUGCAUUUCCACUACAACAGAGCACUUUCCCUCAAUCACAUCACCAGCAGCACCAGUCUCAGCAACAGCAGCAACUGAGUCGGCACAGGACUGACAGUCUGACUGAUCCUUCCAAGGUUCAACCACAGUAGCACACAUGCCUCCUCUCUGACCUCAAGGGAGGAAGGGUUGGCCCAUAAAGAGUUGCUCAGAUGAUCUGAGGACAGGAGGAAAAGUUGCAGCAGUUCAUGAGAUGCAGUAUUGAGUGUUCAAGUUCCUGGAAUUAGUUAAUGCUGCCUAGUGCUACAGAUGUCCAUUAAAUACCAGCCAGCAGGAGAUGAUCAUAGGGCCAUAGCCAAUUCUGACAGUGUUUUACUUGCCCAGAAAUUUUUUGAUGGAAAAAGAGUAUAUUGCCAAAUGUUUAGAAGCUCAGCUAUGAAACGUGACCUCCAGUGAAUCAGAAAGGCACUAACAAUGAUGUUAGUAACUUUUAGUGGUUCUGUGCCUGUUUUCAAGUGUUACAGAGGACACACCACUGCCAUGUCAGGGGUUUGCUUACAAUGAUGCCAUGAAGACAGUCCAGUAGACUCAGUAGGCCCCCUUCCCCACCCCCUCUCCCUUUUCAGAUGAUGGAACAGUAAUGAAUUUCAGAAUGUUAUAUGGGUUUUAAUUCUCUAUGUACAGAUGCUGUAAAAAUAUUAUGUAUAUGUCUGGAUAAAAGGAGAGAAAGCAAAACAUUUUGUAUGCUGCAUGAAAGCAUUAUCUACUCCUCAUAGGUAUGAGUACAUUUCCUUAGAUCUUGAUGCCCUGUGCAAACUAAUGCAUCCUCCGUUUCCCCUUUUGUUUACAAAUGAUAGUGUUCACUUUUCCGGGGCACAAGUCUUUUUGUUCAUACUUUGGCUGUGAUGUCACAGUUGGUUCAGUGAGGUAUGAUGUGCUGCUGGGAAUGGAUUUUUUUUUUUUCAGGUUAAAUUAUUGAAACAACAGGAUUUACUCAGAAAUAUAUCCCUCAUUUCAUUAUUUUUCAAUUAUGUUUGAAAAUAGGAUUUGCACUGCUUUAUUUUAGAUGGGUGGGAGUUUUGAUCACAUAUUUUGAUAUAGUUUGUAGUUGGAAAUAGUUGCGUAAAUGGUUUUCAACAAGCCUGAAAGUAAUUUCAAGAAUGUUUCAGUUACAGGAGUAAAAUUUGCACACAAAACAUUUUAGGCACUUUUUAACAUUCUCACUGGUGGGAAUUUUAACUUUUAGGAUUUGUUGGAAUCUUUUUAUUAUCCUUCACAAUUUCAAUGCUUCUUUUAGUCAGAAAUGAUUCAGGGUUAUUUGAGGGGAAAAAAAAACCCAUAGUGCCUUGAUUUUGAUUCAGGUGAUAACUCACCAUCUUGAAUUCAUUUUCUGGUUUCAGUAGCAGUUUUGAAACCUUAGUACAUUUUUAAUUAGCAUGUGGGUAUCAGUGCCAUUAUUAUUCUCCUAAGUUCCUAUGAAGGCUGCUGUGAGUCUUUUGGACUGGAGGUACAAAUAAUUUAGAAACAAAAGGUGACAUCCUAACACUAUCAGAGUUACUAAUGUGGUUACAAAAUUGUUCUCCUAAAUCAGCAUCUUCCUUUAAAGCUAAGUAGUCAUUUAAGAAUUACCAGUUAAUAUUUGCUCAAUAUGAUCUUGAUAUUCCUACAGAGAAAAAAGGAGGAGUAGGAAUUGGCUUUACCUUCACUACAAUGCUAGAAUAUUGUAACUCACAUGCUUUUUAAACAUGAACUAAGAUUUCAUUUGGCAAUAUCAUUCUAAAGGUAAUAAAUUCCAACAGAAAUUGCAUACAUAAAAAAAGCAUUUUAUAGAUUUUUAUGGUACUAAUAAUUAAAUUUGAAACUAUAGAGCAAAGGAAGAUUAAUGGAAAAUAUCUGAUUAGAAUAUCAAAAAUUAUUACUGAGGAAAGGGAAGACAACAAGCUGUAAUAAAUCAGAAUUGACCUUAAAAGAAAAUGUGUAACAGAAUUGAGGUUGUUAAACAGAAAAGGUUUUGAGCAGUGAAAAUACCCUAAUACAGAAUUGCUAGAUGAAGGAGUCAAAGAACUCUAAGUCAGUUCUUAAGACUUUUCUGUCCUCAGCUUUGCUAUCAUCGUUAAAGGAUAUCCUUUGUCUUUCUGUAGAAAACUACACCUGGCCACACUUAAAUUAGAACAUUAAUGUUGAAAGAGAAAACAACCAAAGAAAGUUGGUACCUACCCUUCUACAAAAGAAGUGUCACUAGAUACCAAUCAAUAAUUAACAUAUCAAGGAGCUCCUCCUCUAGCUAAAUGAUCAUCCAGAAGAGAUUUCUGACUUUCUCAUGAAUGUCAAGAUUAGUUGUCAGAAUGUGUGUACUUGAGCAUACAUACACAUACACAAAGAUAAAAUUGAUGUAGAAUAUGGCAACAGUGUUAAUUUUCUCCCCUUUCAAAUUGCCUUUCUUAACCUUCCCAUGCCAUUCCAUAUAUAUCUGAGUUGUGCCUCAUUUAUGUGUUGGUGAUAUCUAGUGAUGGGAUUUAGCUAACAAACAAUAGGAAGAACUGUUAUAUUAAGGUUUAUCCUCUAAGUACCAUACUUACAAAUGGUGAACCCCGUGAGUACUGUGUACUUAAAGUGGUUAACAAAGGCAAAGCAUAAGACAAGCCACAGGGCAAAUCUGUACUCUUUGUUUAUUCACAUACUGCUCUACCAGUUUCUUCAAGUAUUUUCCAUCCUCACAAAUAUUUGGGAAAGAAAAUUAGACAAAAUUUUGCUUUAUAACUCCUGUUGUCCCUCACAGCUCAUUGUUUUUCCCGCUUAGAACUGACUGCGAAAAUUUUAAAGGAGCAGCUGGCUGCUUUUCCUUUGCUAUCAAUAUCAAGCAUUGUGGCGGCAGAGCUCGUCAGCACCAACUGCCUCUUAGCUCCUUCUUUAACUUUGUUUUCCUCCUGCUUCCCUUGAACCAGGACUGCAAAGCUGUCCCUGCCCCUCCCCCAUGAAUGGGGACUUGGGCGUCUGGUGAAGAUUCAGCAGGUGCCUGUUCUUCAUUUCUGUAGCCAAAGCUGUUAAUUAAAAUCCCAAAUCUAAGUCAUGAAAAAAUACCAAAUAAGAACACCUUUCAGCUACUUAAAAAUCAUAUCUUCCCUCUGCUUUAUUCUCAUAGAUACUCAGUUUUUCUUAAAAACAUUUAUUCUGGGUGGCACUUCUUAGAUAAGAAACUGUUGAAGAUAAGGAAAAAUGUUAGCAGUUAGUUAUCUUGAUUUGGACUGCUGUGGGACUGGGUGAGUCAGUGUUAUUUUAACAACUACAUGCGGACUACAAGGAUUAAUAAAGUUGCUGCUGGGAAUAGUAUUAAAGCAGAACCGAGACACUCUGUUUUUUGAGUGGAAAAUAUUAGUGGAAAAGCAAAUAUGGACGAUGGGGGUAGCAUGUAGGUAAAUAUUACACUUCAGUCUCCAAAGUCUGUCCUAAAUUGAGGGGAUAAUUUGAGUCCUGUGCUCUGCUUUGUCACUUAAAUCUGGUUUCAGAAUGUACUAGUAAUAAAAGGAUGCCAAUGACUUGUGCUAGUUUGCUGUGGAAUCCGCAGUGCAGAGUAGUGACGAUGUUGCUAGGGUUCUCCGUUAGGGCUGUGGUUGUGGGCCAUUGCCUUAAAGAGGUCUGCCCGCGGUUGGUUAAGGGCAGCGCAGCAGCACAGCUCUGUAAAGGGCACUGCACGUGAGGGAAGAUGAACCCUUGUUCAAGAAGCCUUAGAAAGGGGCCCCUUAAAAUACUACUCUAUUUGCCUGCAGUACACAGACAGGUAAAAAUUAUUUUAAACUGGAUAUUACUCAGCGUGUUUUAAAAUGUUUCCACUACACUGAGGUAAACUUUUUUUAAGUGGAAUGCAAAUAGCAUUUUAUUCUAGUAUUGCUCAUUUCUACUUUUUUCUUUUUCUGUAUUUCUUUAGUGAUUGAAAGGUCAUUGAUGAACAUUUGUGUAAAACUCAUUCAAGUCUAUAACCUUUCCAAUAUCUGUGACCCUGUUCUGAGUCCCUCAGGAGUCAGCGUUGGAAGGUAUGAACACUGGAUAUUACUAUUGCUGAGUGAGUCUAGCCAGGAGUAAACUGUUGGGAAUUUUUCAAUGGUGGAAAAGAAGGAGCACAAAGGCGCUUGCCAUUUUAAUAGUGACUGGAGAAAGAGAAGAGAAGAUUUUUAAAUUUGUUUGGGUUGGGUGAGCAUUCUUCUAAAAGGAGCUUCUGAAGUAAUUGCAAAGGAAAAGAGUCGACUAUUUUUAUAGCAUAUUUAAUAUAUUUGUAUAUAACUAUGAAUAUAUAGUAGGAACCCUCCACAUGCCUCCCACUUUUCUAAUUUACUCCCCUUUUGCCAUACAUAGCACUAGUAUAGCCUCAUCCGCAUGGGUAACGUGCCUAUUGUCAGCCUACCAAAAGAUAGUGCUGCUGCUUCCUGAGACAGGUGAGAAGACCCGACUCUCAUGCCUGGGGAUCCUUUACGUAGGAAUAGCACACACUUUUACAACAUACCACAGUCUAAAAGCAUCAUUUUGAAAUGUAACAAGCACUUUAUUGCAAUUAUUCAUUUUGAUAAAGUUUAUUAUCUUAGGCAUUACCAUUUCUAAAGGAUCCCCAAAUCAUCACUUAGGUGAAAUUUAAAAUGACACAUUUCUGAGAAAUGUUUAGAUCCAGUGAACCGUAGUAGGUUUAUGGGAGUGAUUUCAAGGUAGCCAAAUGAACUUUGACUUUUGUUUUGAAUGUGGUGGAGUCAAGAGAUUGUAGAUGCCUAGUUCCAUUUAGACACUAUUGUAAACCUAUCUUGCCUAUUGUAUGAACACCAAAAGAGACCAAUGAGCCUGUUUAUUUUCAGAGGUCUAGGAAAACUGCAUCAGUGUGAAUAGAUGUAUAGAACUAACCUAAAAGUGAUUGGUAAUAAUAUUUUAGUAUACAAUAAUUUCAACAAUUAUUCUGGGUGUUUUAAAUGUGCUCUGAAAUGUUGGCAUGUCAUUUCAGCGUUUCCGUUUGAACUGCUCUUGUAAUAUUUUUGCACAAAAAGGACUGAGAAAAAGACUACUUUGGUUGAAGAAAAAAUAUAUAUAAUUUGGUCUUAUUUUAAUGUCUCGUGGAAACACUGGGGAUGAAUUUUGUUGGUAUAGUCAUUAAUUCAGGAUAUUUAAAACAGUAUUGAACAGCUCACAAGAAAUUAAGCAAACGUGGAUAUUUAAAAAUUAAAACUUUCUUUCCAUGUGACUGUUUUGCAUAUUUUUCCCCAUGUCAUAAUUUAACACUACAUUCCUUGUUUUUCUUAAAUAAAAUAAUACUUUGCAGGUUCUGUUUUUGAGUAUUUAACAAUAUUUUGUAAGCUGCCUGAGUUUUCCUAGGGAAAAGUUCUUUAGUGAAAUAGGACCUCGUUUAUGAAGAGACUGAGUGAAAUUCCAUCACCACCACCAGCAAACACUGAGGUGCUGCAUUAAGUGACAAUCAAAAUAGUGAGUAUUUAUGGAAGAAUUUAGACUGUGGUUUUAAAGAAGCAAUUGCUUUGAAAGCAGUUCUCUGGGUUUCUUGAAUAAAAAUAGCUAAAUGUAUUUAUUUAUAUUUUUAAAUAUCUUUGUGUUCUGUUUUCUCAUCAAAGUGACUUCACAGUGUCGUGUAUUUAAUUUGUGGUUUGUUUUGUUUUGCCUCGUAAUCUUCUUAGAGAACUGUAAGUAUCUGGGUGCAGUCUCCGGCCCUCACGACAACUUUUCAUGGGCAAUCCAAAUCUGGUUUACUUCAGGACAGCAGUGGAGGGCCCAAAUCCAGAUGCCCCUGCCUUUCCUUCCUAUUCUCAACUCAUUUAAGAAAAAAUAAAGGUAACUCCGUUCACAUCUGUUUCCUGUAGCUCCAACCUUUUUCUAGUUUCACUUGCUGCCUUUUCUAUUUUAUGGGCACUUUUUAUAUGAUUACUUCCCCAACACAGCCAAAGGCCAGUAUGACAGAACCAGUGGCACACAUUGCCUCUGUUUUGCCCAUUUGGGUGAAUGCUAGUAAAAAUGAUUUGCAACUUCUGAUGGCUGUCACUAUCAUAUCCAUAUUAAAAUCCAUUUAAAGUCCUUAAGCAUAGGUGAAACAACAUAUACACACUGCAAACUCUUCUACAAAAAUGUUUGCUGUCUUUAUAUUGUGCAAUGUCGCUUGAUCCUUUAAAAACAAAACCAAACCUCCAUACACAGCACUGUCCAGUAAAGUAGUGUUUGAGUAUCUGAAGCCUAGAAAUUUGAGGACACGUUUUAUUAGUAUGCACUGGAACAGAAUUCUCCACUUUAGGGCUCCCAGAGUUGCCCUUGAGUCCCACAGGCCAGGUACAGGGCACGCUGUCUAGCUUUUGGGAUACUUUAGAGAAUGGUAAUGAAAGCACGUCAACCACAAGUUGGAUUUAAUGAUAUAAGAAAUGUUUAACUCGGAGGUUUAAAUUGAAGAUGUGAUGUUUUCAAAUGUAUACUUUUAAAUUUCUGAGGAAGCAAACUGUGACAUCGCUUUAAAAAUGACAUUGAAAUGUUUUAUAAUGUGUGUUUUUGAGUUGGCCUGUACUGGUGCGGAUUCACUGCUGGCACUGAUUGUGCCAGUACUAGAGUUUAAAUGUAGGAAAAGCUCUGUUACCUUCACAUUGAUGUACUAUGUAACUAGACAAUCAUUAUCAAGCAAAAAAGAAAUCGCCAGGAAAUGUCCUUUUUCUUUUUGGAUAUGUCAGCCAGAACAGCUGUAAGUCAGACCAUUCUAGAAUUAUUUUGAAAUCUAUUUUACUAUGAUGUAAGAUGGGGAAAGGCCUCAGGAUGGCACUUGCACAUUCACUCUGUGUAAAGAUUGAAGCCCAAAGAUGAGUUAAAUUCAGUGCUGUAUUGAAACCAGUUAGUGCAAAAAAAAUGUUUUAUCUUUGUAAAUUUUUAAUUGUUAACAUCAAUUAGUAGCUGUGAAAACAUACACCAAAUUCUUUCUAAUGUUCUGUGUGGUUCUUAGUGUGCUACUUACUCUUGACAUUGCUGUCCUUACUGCUUGGUUCUUGGUUUUAAUUAAAAAUUAGAUGUAGCCCGAUCAUUCUUCCAAAAGGGUGGAGCUAUAAAUGGCUAACGGAUCUUGUGAUAAGAAUACUUAUUUUUCCUAAAGCAGACAUUUAAUUGUAAUCUAAAUUGAUUUACAAAAAUGAGACUGGCAUUUCCUGGGUAUUCUAUUCGGCCUAAAUCCUAAACUGCACAGAAGCACGAAGGAAUAAUGAGUGGUUUCAUCGGUGCUAUAUUAGGUUCUCUGCUGAAUUUCAUGGCGCUGUGUUUGAAAAUAUAGUAUAAAAUGUGGAUCAUUUUGUUACCAAUUUAAUAUUGCCAUUUUAAUUUGGUGUUACAAUUGUUUCUCAGCUAUGUUCUGAGAAGAGGUAAAAUGUGUUAUUAGCCUACCUCCACUCGGGCCUCUUGCUAUAUGAUCAUUUUCCAGGUUAUGAUGUGCAUAGAUUUUAAAACUACAUGCUCUUUCCCAUAGAUAGACUCUUAUAUUCAGAACCUAAAAUUAUACCAAAAGAGCCAAGCAGUAGCAUUGUUUUUUUUGUAAAUGUAAAAAUAGAUCCAGACUUUGUUUCCUUAUUCAAUUUUAAAAAUAAAAAAUACCUCAGUGCUGUUUUUCAGUAUCACCUGCAUUUCUCAAAAAAUAACACCUGCUUUAUGUGGCACAUAACUUGUAAGAAUCACACUAUUUUGGAUUUUAAAGACAGACUAUUAAAUAUUUUAAAAUCACUACCAAUGACAUUUUCUUUUCUUUUAUUCAGCAACUGCGUUAGUGAUUUUUACCUUGUAGCUUAAGUCCAAGCUACCAAAUUCUCUCAGAGUAGUUAUGUCCUGUUACAAGAUUGUGGUGCCUCAGAAAGCUAUGCUGUUAUUCACAUAUGAAGCUGGUAAUGGGACUGGCUGCCUGCACUGGCAAGUCUGGGCUGUGAUGGUACCAGCUAUUUUCUAACGAGGAAUUAUCCUUUCUGUUCUUGGAAAAGAAAAACGUAAUUCCUUGCUUGUUCUGUUUACAGUGAUCUAAGGCAGUGUUAGGGGUAUCUAACUGCAGAGAAUGAUAGUGUAAUCUGGGGAUUUAACCUGGAAUUUCUAUGGAGUGCUUUACCUUCAUUCAUGAACAUUGUGUUUUUUCUACCCUGUAAUAUACACUUCUUAUGGUAGUUAGAGAACUCCUUGAAAGUUUCCAAAAACAACUUUUCAUCAGUAUGUGCUACUGCUACUUUUAAACUGAUAACCCCUUUUAGAUCUCUUCACAAUAGUGGUUAGCUGUCUUUCCAGCAGAGUUGCUACUGCAGAAGCAUUCUGCUGCAUUGACAGUGCUGGGUGAUUAACUAGAUUCUUUCAUAAUCUCUUCAAAUUACAAAUUACUGUACGUUGUGAACCUUUCUAGUAGCUCAGUAAACCUCACUUGCCGUGUGUCUCACAAGGAACAUGGGAGUUUCUAUAGAACUGUCCUUUGGGCUAAAGAGGCCACUAAUGGCAGUGUUACUGCAUGUGGUAAGAGAACACAUCAGGCUGGGAGAAAGCAGUUAUGCUGCUUGCAUGGAAUAUAAUUAGCAGUCAAGUUAGAAUAUACUUAAAUAACAGUGAUUACUGAAGGUGCUGUGAUAAAACGAGGUAGCCUUGCCAUAACCAAUGAUUACAGGCUCUAGAAUUAAACUGUCUGGUUUGACUCCCUGCUCUCCCACAUUACCUUGGACGAAUUAACUUUUUUCUUUAAACCUUGUAUUAGUAUCUGCCACCUUAUAGAACUGUGUGAGGGUUGAGUAAGAGAGUGUUUUAGAAUAAUGCUUGGCUCCUGUUUUU
Messenger RNA from Equus caballus (horse), 11787 nucleotides. It is a transcript of the gene CLOCK, whose product is annotated as clock circadian regulator. Gene Ontology annotation, cellular component: nucleus; cytoplasm; CLOCK-BMAL transcription complex. The record is from RefSeq and is marked provisional. Gene Ontology annotation, biological process: circadian regulation of gene expression; regulation of transcription by RNA polymerase II. Gene Ontology annotation, molecular function: E-box binding; protein dimerization activity; DNA-binding transcription factor activity, RNA polymerase II-specific. NCBI's taxonomy places the organism in Eukaryota, Metazoa, Chordata, Mammalia, Perissodactyla, Equidae.